This is a messenger RNA of Salvia splendens (bonfire salvia), 697 nucleotides long. Its product is annotated as calcium-binding protein CML38. Gene Ontology annotation, molecular function: calcium ion binding. The coding region runs from base 52 to 471 and encodes 139 amino acids. Lineage: Eukaryota; Viridiplantae; Streptophyta; Magnoliopsida; Lamiales; Lamiaceae. The transcript has a single exon. The record is from RefSeq and is a predicted model, not a curated record.
ACCUCACUCCCACAAAACAAACGCAUCAAAAAUUCAAACAUUUUUUUUCGAAUGGAGAAAUAUGAACAAUUCGAGAGAGUUUUCAGCCACUUCGACUCGAACAACGACGGCAAAAUAAGCCCCGAGGAGCUGUGCCAGUGCGUGGCCGACAUGGCGGCUGAAGAGGCGGAGGCGGCGGUGGCGCUGAUGGACUCGGACGGGGACGGGUUGUUGAGCUUGGAGGAUUUCGUGAAGAUAGUGGAGGGAGCGGGAGAGGAAGAGAGGCAGAGCGAUUUGAUGGCGGCGUUCAAACUGUACGCACCGGAGGGAAGCUCGUGCAUUACUGCAGAGAGCUUGAAGAGAAUGCUGAGUAGAUUGGGGGAGAGAAGGAGUGUUCACGACUGCAAGAAUAUGAUCGCCACUUUUGAUCUUAAUGGCGAUGGAGUGCUUAAUUUCGACGAGUUUAAGAUUAUGAUGUCGUCUGCUUGUUGAUGGAUCUCAGAUUGUUAGUUUUUUUUAGAUCAGAUUAUUGUUUUCUGAUUGAGUUUGAUUAAUCGGGGAAGCGUUGACUUGGUUUUUCUGAUAGAUAUGCGAAAUCUUGUUUUCCAUUUAGUGCGGAUAUCUGUUUUAACUAAUUAUGUCAAUUAAAUCAAACUGGAUUUGUUUCAUCUUUUCUGGGGAUGACUACUUAUUAAUGAAGUGGAUAUUGUAUUUCAAA